AUGGCUGAUAAAUCAGAUUGGUUCAUCCUCACCCCCACUUCAUGGCUCUUGGAGAAAGCCGGCUACACUGGGGCCCCGAGUCCGGGCCCGAUGGUAUGGGUAACCUGCUCCCCAAAGCGCCGGCAGGGCCCGCCAGCACAGCAUCCUAAUCACCGUCUCUGACGCAUUCCGCAGUUCAUCCGCCCGGCUCCAGACCCAGCGGCGCCAGCCCCAGCUGGUGGCCUCCCCGCAACCUGUUCGCUGCCGCAUGGCAGACCCGCGAGGCUGGGCCUUCCUGCCUGAGAGCCACUUACACUCAUGGCGCAGGUCCUGUUCCACCCGCCGCCCCCUCCACGCCGCCAGGGCUGUCCCCAACGCACCCGGCUGCACGUAUCCGCCUGCGCCUCUGCCGGACCCCCCGACAGCAUUGACCUCGUCGCCCAGUCGUCGCCCUUGGGCUCUGCGCUUCCAGACCCAGCCGACCGCGGCCAGACCCCGGUGGCCCCGGCCCGCAUCGGCCCCGGAGAGGGCGAGCUCCGCCCGCACCAGCCACGCGCCGCUGUCACUCUGGGGCCGCCGCUACACCCAGACUUCCCGUGCUGCUGGCCCAAGGAGAGCGUGCUGCGACCUCGCGCGCCCAGGCGAAGCCAGCUGCGGCCUCCGCCAAUGCCUGGCAGACUGACUACAGUGGCAGACUUCCAUAGAGAUAUCCUGCUGGGAGGAGAGUGUGGACGCCUCUUAUGGCCCUGCUGCCCCCCCUUGGGUGGGGAGCUGGGUCGAGGGGCCUCCGAAGCGCCUGGCCAUCUCAGUCCAUAG
Molecule: messenger RNA, 795 nt
Organism: Puma concolor (puma)
Lineage: Eukaryota; Metazoa; Chordata; Mammalia; Carnivora; Felidae
Source: RefSeq, a predicted model, not a curated record